AUGCUCAUUUGGUUGUGGUAUGGGUUGUUGGUCAGGGUUUUCGUCAGUGUGUUGUACAUUGUCAUAACUACCCUUGAGAUCUCGUCCACUGUGGCUGGGGGGGGGGAGUUUCCCGGCCCUACUCCUAUCGUGGGCGCGGGGAAACUGGAGCCGGGGCUGCAGAGGUAUGAGAGGGGGUGUCUCCAGAACGCUCGGGAGAUCCGAAACUCGCUUUUUGGGGAUACCAGGUCGAGCUUAAUGGUGCAGUUUGGGUGUGUCGUGGAUAUGCUCUCGGAGGGGUUGUUGGGGAGUCAUAUGGUUGAGACGCAGAUCGGCGUAGUUAUAAAGGGACAGGGCGAUUGGGUAAGGGGGUGAGGGAGAGCGUUUCCUGCUGGGCCAUCUUGGCCGAUAGUGGCCGGGGGCUGCCUGGGUAGCCGUUAGGUGACAGGCCAGGCUUCGGUUAUGAUCGGUGGCUAGUGGUGGGUUAGGGCGUCAUUUGGGUGAGCAUUAGGGAGGUGGUACUUGUGGUUUCAUGGGCACUGUAUUGAGGUUAGGGCUGAGGCAGGCGAUUGGUAGGUUUCAUAGGGCUCUAGUUUUUAAUUUGAUUUUGGGGGGGUCCCGGGCUCGGUUGUCUGCUCGGGCUGCG
Molecule: messenger RNA, 625 nt
Organism: Cantharellus anzutake
Lineage: Eukaryota; Fungi; Basidiomycota; Agaricomycetes; Cantharellales; Hydnaceae
Exons: 2
Coding region: 1-354 (117 amino acids)
Source: RefSeq, a predicted model, not a curated record